AUGAGUACAAGAUCGUCAGCUCCUGACGCAAUGUCAUCAGCAACACCAGAAAGUUCGCUUGGUCGAGAUGCACAGCAUAUUGCUUGUACUUCGUCUCCAUCGACUUCUCACCCACCUCAAGCAAGUGCUUCACCAGCACGGAAAGCUGGUUUAAUCUCAAGACUCUUCGGAUCUUCAAGAGAAAAGGAUUCACCACGAUUGCACGAUUCGCUGAUUUCUAAUGAAGGAUCCAUUACACAAAGUGCUUGGAUUGGAAUCAGUAGAAGCAGCCCCAUGAAGACUCGCAUCAAAACUUUGAUGCAAUUACAAGAUGUUGUGAGAAAUCGCACACUGGAAGUUUCUACGCUAGAAGGUAUCUGGCAUGAUUGUAAUGACAUGUUGAGUGAUCCAGAUGCCAAGAUACCGACACUGAAGGUGCUCGCACAAAUGACCGAAACGCAACACAGUCAGCUUGGACUUGCAUUACGGCACACCUUUUUCAAUACAAUCAGAGAACUUGGAUGUGAAGAACUCACUGUUAGGUGGUUAACCGUGCUUUCUGAAGAUGGCAAAACUAUACAUGGUUUUGAAAAGGUAUUUCUCGAGAUAUUUGCAUAG
Ostertagia ostertagi is the source of this 597-nucleotide messenger RNA. The record is from the annotation of a GenBank genome assembly. NCBI's taxonomy places the organism in Eukaryota, Metazoa, Nematoda, Chromadorea, Rhabditida, Trichostrongylidae.